Diorhabda sublineata is the source of this 3806-nucleotide messenger RNA. RefSeq names its product semaphorin-1A. NCBI's taxonomy places the organism in Eukaryota, Metazoa, Arthropoda, Insecta, Coleoptera, Chrysomelidae. Gene Ontology annotation, molecular function: semaphorin receptor binding; chemorepellent activity. The transcript is spliced from 15 exons. The record is from RefSeq and is a predicted model, not a curated record. Gene Ontology annotation, biological process: negative regulation of axon extension involved in axon guidance; semaphorin-plexin signaling pathway; neural crest cell migration. The coding region runs from base 648 to 3002 and encodes 784 amino acids.
GAUGUAAAUUCGAAUGUGGGAUUAAAAAUGGACGUUUUAGAUUAAAAUUUUUUUUGACGUUUAGUGGCGGCAUCUACUCUUAUUUUAUUUUUCAGUCCAUCACGUUGGAUUGAACAGAUGUAUGAUUUGGGCAGGCGCUUUUCGUAUUGUCGAUAUGUCUAAAUGUACUACUAUGUUUAUUAUUUAACAUCUAAAACCAAACAUUGUUUGGUUAUAAACAAAAUAAAGUGUCGAAAUCAAUGUUUUUUAAUAUCAUAAUCUUAACUUUUCCGGUUUAAAUGUAUGUGAAGUGAGUUUAUGAAUGAAAAUAAAUUUGUUUAUUCACUUAAAAAAAUAAGAUCAUCCAUUCUUCUCGUUUGUGUGUUAAAUUUGUGUGAUAUCGGUUGCCGGCGCUCGCAUCGUCGCAAAGUAGAGGGGUAGUCAGCUGGCACGGCCGUCGCGACGUCGUAUCUCCAACAGUCGACGUCAAGUCGUAUAAGCGUCGUUUUGAUUUCGAACGCGUAAUCACGUGAUAUACAUAUAUUUUUUAAAUAACUAAAAGUAAUCGCAUUUUUUUUUUUAUGUAUAUGUGAUCUGUGACUGUGUUUUUUAAUAGUGUUUUAUAGUGAUGCAAACUACUUAGUUAUUUGUAUAAAGUGAUUUAUGACAUGUUAUACCGAUCUCGACAAUUUCCAUUAUCGCGAAAAGGUCGGAAAACGAUGGGCCCUUUGUUUAUUUUCGUCACAUUCGGUUUAAACGUUUGUAUGGCGGCUUGGCAGGAAAAUGUAAGGCCCAAGAUGUAUGUGCAAUUAGGGGCCGAAGAUGACGUGCAUCGUUUCAGAGGCAACGAUACCCACACCGAUUACUUCCGGUUAAUUAUGAGAGACGGCGAUUCGUUGUUGGUCGGUGGAAGAAACGUCGUCUAUAAUUUAACUUUGGCGGAACUUACCGAACAACAAAGGCUACUUUGGUUUUCCAACGAACACGAUGCCAAAAUGUGUGUAGUUAAGGGCAAAGACGAGGAAAACUGUCAAAAUUAUAUCAGGAUUAUGGCCAAAACCGACACGGGGAAACUUUUACUUUGCGGCACCAACGCUUUCAAACCGAUCUGCAGGGAAUACAAUAUUUUAACGAAAAAUUACACCGUCUCCAAAGAGAAACCAGGCCAAGCCGUGUGCCCUUACGACCCCCAUCAUAAUUCCACGGCUAUCUACGUCGAUAGAGACCUGUAUACGGGAACCGUGGCCGAUUUCAGUGGCAUGGACCCCAUCAUCUACAGGGAGCCAUUGCAAACCGAACAAUACGAUUCGAUGAGUCUCAACGCUCCCGAUUUCGUUGGAUCCAUGACUCAAGGGGACUUCGUUUACUUCUUUUUCAGAGAAACUGCAGUCGAAUACAUCAAUUGCGGAAAGACCGUCUAUUCACGUGUGGCGAGAGUGUGCAAGAAUGACCGUGGAGGGCCUCAUCGUUUUCGUAAUCGUUGGACUUCUUUUUUAAAAUCACGCUUGAAUUGUUCGGUAACGGGGGAAUUUCCAUUCAGCUUCAACGAAAUACAAUCAACAACGGAUCUAAUAGACGGUAAAUAUGGAGAUAUACAAGCCCAACUCGUAUAUGGUACUUUCACGACUCCUCCUAAUAGUAUAUCCGGUAGCGCCGUUUGCGCUUUCAGCCUCCAAGAUAUUACAGAUACUUUCGAAGGUAACUUUAAAGAACAAGCCGCCAUCAACUCCAAUUGGUUACCUGUAUUAAGUAAUAAAGUACCGGAUCCUCGACCUGGACAAUGCCACAACGAUAGUAGGACUCUACCAGAUCUGACACUCAAUUUUAUCAAAACGCAUUCGUUGAUGGACGAAAGCGUACCUAGUUUCUUUGGACAACCGAUUCUGAUUAGAACAAGCUUCCAUUACAGAUUCACGCAAAUCGCAGUAGAUCCACAAGUCAAAGUCCCAGGGGGUAAAACUUACGAUGUACUUUUCAUCGGAACAGAUAACGGAAAAGUUAUAAAAUCGAUAAACGGUUUAUCCGCCGAUUCGAGACACGGCGUUCGAACUGUGGUUAUAGAAGAAAUUCAAGUUUUUCCAAUCCACGCACCGGUACGAAGUAUAAAAAUAAUGAAAAACGUUAAAAAUGGUAAAGAAGAAACACGACUGGUGGUCGUGUCUGAUACGGAAGUUCAAUCUUUGAGGGUACACCGAUGCGACAGCUCUAAAAUCUCCAGUUGUAGUGAAUGUGUGGCUCUGCAAGAUCCUUAUUGCGCUUGGGACAAAGUACAAGGAAAAUGCCGAUCCAAAGGUUCCGGUAGAUGGGGGGAAGAAAGUUAUUUUUUCCAAAGCGUUAGUACAGGAGAACACGCCGCUUGUCCCCCUUUAAAACUGGGAAAAGACGCGGGAUCGGUGGGGGGAUUGAGCUCGUCCCAACCCAAAUACAAUUCCGAUCACCAACCGAGUAACGAUAAACCCGAUGGACAAGUCAUUAACAUUAUUCAAGAUAAACCUUUCGAAAGUAGCGGUCCGGCAGUAACCGCCACUGACGCUCAUCCGAAUCAGUACCCCGUAGAAACGCUCAUAAUGGCCGUUGUGGCAGGUUCCGUAUCCGCCCUUGUCGUCGGAUUCUUCGCGGGUUAUUUAUGCGGUCGUAAAUGCCACAAGGACGAAGACGACAACCUCCCCUACCCCGAUACCGAAUACGAAUACUUCGAACAAAGACAAAAUAUGAACAGUAGAAUCGCAGCCGAGCCGAAAUUACUUCCGCAAGAAGAAGUGACGUACGCGGAGCCGGUGCUGGUUCCGCAGCCGCCUCCGAAGCUUCAUUCGCCUAAAAAUACGCUGCGUAAAGGGCCGCAUCAAAAUAACGCGGAGACGCUCUUCCAAUUCCAAACUGACGGCGGCUACAAUGGUCGAGAUAAUUAUAGAGGUCGUGAUAACUUCGGGACGUUAAGGUCCCAUCAGUUGUUACAGGGUGAUAAUUAUCGGCGAGGCGACGGCUUCGGAACAACGCGAAGCGUCAAGAAAGUAUACCUCUGAGAAAACAGCGAGGAGGGGCGAAGUUUGGGUCGCGUUCCCCGACCCUCCCAACAGCAGAGAUCCGGUCACAGCGCCCUGCCGACCAGCAGCGGAUCCUCUAGCUCUCCCUCGCCACCCUCCUCGUCACCGUCGCCGACGCCACCCAAUACUGCCUCCUACAUCUACAGGGCGUAGCUGUUCACCUAAAAGGCGCGAUCUAUCGACGGAACCUAACUUCUGAGAUAUAGAGAGAAGGCGUUGCCGCAGUACUCGAUUAACUUGGUCCGAAAAUCGCUGCUCUGUUUGUAUAACGGUAGAAUUUCGGCGUAUAAUGACGAUUUUUAAUGAUGAUGUUUGACUGGCCUUCUUUAAAGUCAUAGGUUCGUAGGGAAAUUAUUUUAAUCAAUAUCGGAAUGAGAGUUUUACGAAUAAAAAUUGAUAUCAUCGAGUAAAAAUUUUUUAAAAAUUAAUGAAACACCCUAUAUAUUAUAAUAUUUUUCCGAUAUAUAGCUUUGCUACGUUAUAUAAAGUCUAGUACAAGCUAUUGCAAAUUUAAUUGUAAAACAGUAACAUAUUUGUUACCCUGUAUAUAUAUAAAUAUUCCAAAUCGCCCCUGUAUAUGGGGAAUUAAAUUUUUAUAACAAAAAAAAUUAUUUGAUUUUAAGUUGGCCAUCCUGUAUAUUUCUGAAUGGUCAGAUCACACAAUACAAUUUUUGACAUUUAAUGAACCGUUACGUCAAUUAUAAAUAAAAAAAAUCCCAAUCAUUGUUUCAAUAGAAUAUAAAAAGAGUUUUUGUUAGAAUUAACCAAAAAAAAACUUAAUUA